Messenger RNA from Histoplasma capsulatum G186AR, 576 nucleotides. RefSeq lists its product as uncharacterized. Lineage: Eukaryota; Fungi; Ascomycota; Eurotiomycetes; Onygenales; Ajellomycetaceae. The transcript has 2 exons. The coding region runs from base 1 to 576 and encodes 191 amino acids. The record is from RefSeq and is a predicted model, not a curated record.
AUGGUGCGACACAUAGCGGCUCAGCCUGCUCUGGACUUGUUCACCAUCCAUUCGCGUCGGUGCCUGCCAGGUCAGUAUAACUUUGAUUGGCGACCCAGAAUGGUUGAUCCGGUCAAACCUGACCAAAAUGGCGCAAAUCGUUCCAAGAUGCACGUUUUGAGCUUUAGCUACUUCCACGGGCUUGAUAAGCUUACACUUUUAUUUGUUCUAACCUUUAUUCCACCGCUGAUUUUAUCCGAGCCACAACCAAGUGCCCGUAACACCCUGGUGUGGAGACUGGAGCUUCCCGACCCAUCCGACCCCAGCGAUGACUUGUUUGACAAGCGAAAAGCAUGGCUCCACCUUGAAAUGAAGUGGCGACUUGGAAAUGCUCUUGUCUUCGGCUCGCUAUGCUCACAUGUUGCGGCGUGGAUUUACUUACUCCGUGCGCAGUACAGACCCGUUGCUGGAUUUUAUGAUAGAAUGCUCGCUGAUCGGCUUCUACUGAUAAAACUAAGAGCACACGACGAUGCGGACACCUUCUACGCAGAAAGAAGAGAGACGCUAAUGGCCCAAGAUCAUGAUACUUUCCAAUGA